GUGUUCUUCAACUCCCUGCUGCUGGACUGCCUCGCCUCCGCCGACCGCUGGCCCGACGCCCUUGCGCACUGCCGCGCGCUGCGCCGCGCCGGCGCCGGCGCGCUGCUGGCGCACCGCCCGCUUGCCGCGCGGGCGGCGGCCUGCCUGGCGCGUGCUGGGGGCGCGAGGGCGGCGGAGGAGAUGGUCCGGCUGCAGGCGGACAUCACGCACGCAGAGGUCAAG
Monoraphidium neglectum is the source of this 222-nucleotide messenger RNA. RefSeq lists its product as hypothetical. NCBI's taxonomy places the organism in Eukaryota, Viridiplantae, Chlorophyta, Chlorophyceae, Sphaeropleales, Selenastraceae. The annotation marks the transcript as partial. The record is from RefSeq and is a predicted model, not a curated record. The transcript has a single exon.